This is a messenger RNA of Penicillium oxalicum, 1683 nucleotides long. It is a transcript of the gene gmdA, whose product is annotated as putative general amidase GmdA. The coding region runs from base 1 to 1683 and encodes 560 amino acids. Lineage: Eukaryota; Fungi; Ascomycota; Eurotiomycetes; Eurotiales; Aspergillaceae. The transcript has 4 exons. The record is from RefSeq and is a predicted model, not a curated record.
AUGACCGCACAGUCCAAUUGGCAGGCUCUAGCUGAGGCCAAACGUCAAGCCAUUCUGAAGGCGAUUCCUGAAAAAUGGCGACUACCAACUCCCGUUCCACCGGCCUCCAAAGUCCGCGAUGUAACGGGACGCUACAUCCAACAGUAUCUCAGUGAGCGGGAAAUCGAAAUCACCGAGUCGGAUGCGGUUGAAAUCGCCUCUCGAACGAGUACAGGUCGCUGGUCCGCCGUCGAAGUAACAGAGGCAUUUUGUCACCGCGCUGCGUUAGCACACCAACUAGUCAAUUGCCUGCAUGAGAUGUUUUUUGAAGCAGCUUUGGAAGAUGCACGAAAGUUGGACGCAUACUUUGCCGAGCAUCAGAGGCCUAUCGGCCCUUUGCACGGUCUUCCUGUCAGUCUGAAGGAUCAGUUCCACAUCAAAGGUGUAGAAACCACCAUGGGCUAUGUCGGCUGGAUUGGCAACUUUCAGGGCCUGAAGGGGGAUCCACGGCACCUCAACCACGAAAGUGAGCUCGUGAGGGAGCUGCGUGCCCUCGGCGCUGUGCUCUACUGCAAGACCAGCGUCCCAGCUACUCUGAUGUCCCCGGAGACAGUGAACAACAUUAUCGAAUACACAUGGAAUCCCAAGAACCGCUUUUUAUCUUGCGGUGGAAGUUCAGGAGGCGAGGGUGCAUUGCUUGCUCUGCGAGGAUCCCCCGUCGGCUUUGGCACCGACAUUGGAGGGAGCGUUCGAAUUCCAUCGGGCUUCAAUUACCUCUACGGACUCCGUCCAUCCUCCGGCCGCACGCCGUACGAAGGCGCGGCUAAUUCGAUCGAUGGUCAGAGCACGAUUCUGUCUGUGAUCGGCCCUAUGGCACCCACUGCACGCUCUUUGGUGAUGAUCAUGAAAGCAGUUCUGAGCCAACAACCCUGGUACCACGAUCCUCUCGUGCUCGACCUACCGUGGCGCGACGAUGUUGUGCAACAAACACGGGCUCUAAUCGAACAGUCAAAGGGCGGCACCCCCAGUCUAGCUUUUGGCAUUUUACGCUGGGAUGGUAUCGCGCGGGUUCAUCCGCCCAUCGCUCGCGGCCUAAAAAUUAUAGAGUCGACCCUCAAACGUCUGGGUCAUAAAGUGAUUCCAUGGAGCCCACCUUCCCACUCCAAGGCCUUGGAAUUAGCAGACAAAGCAUACUCCAUGGACGGCGGUGCAGACCUCGCACAUCACUUCGGUCUAUCCGGUGAACCCCAGCCCAGCCAAGUGAUCGCCGGCUCCAACGUUCCCCUCUCUAUCACAGAACUCACUGCUCUCAACGUGGCAAAACGCGAGUACCAGAAAGAAUACAUGGACUACUGGAACAGCACCUCUGAACUCACUGGAACCGGCCGCCCAGUGGACGGGUUCUUCUGCCCCGUCGCCCCAUACGCCGCGGUCGUUCCGCAUGGGUACAAACACGUGGGCUACACUUGUUUUGUCAACGUGUUGGACUAUACCAGUGUUACUCUGCCCGUGACUCAUGCCGACAAGAAUGUCGACGUGCGAUCGGCCACUGACGAACCGGCGGAUAAUGUUGAUUGGGACUAUGAUGCAGAAGUGUAUGACGGGGCACCGGUGGGGAUCCAAUUGAUCGGACGUCGGUUGCAGGAGGAGAAGAUAUUGACCUUGGCGGAGUAUCUCGGUGACGAACUGGGUAAAACUGCUUGA